Molecule: messenger RNA, 1337 nt
Organism: Neomonachus schauinslandi (Hawaiian monk seal)
Lineage: Eukaryota; Metazoa; Chordata; Mammalia; Carnivora; Phocidae
Gene: TBPL1
Product: TATA-box binding protein like 1
Exons: 7
Coding region: 313-873 (186 amino acids)
Biological process (GO): DNA-templated transcription initiation
Molecular function (GO): general transcription initiation factor activity; DNA binding
Source: RefSeq, a predicted model, not a curated record
CCGCGCUCUGUCUCUAUGCUCCCCCCGCGCCUGGUCUAUUUAUUGUCGCGGGGACGAAGCGGCCGCCCAGUACCCGGAACAACAAAGCACGAAAGACGGAGCCCGAGCCUCGGGGGCUCCUAGCAACGGGCCGGGGCGGGAGUUCCAUGGAGACUGGGGAGCGCGCCCGCCUCAUCAUCAUCCUUGUCCUCCAGCUUAUCCUUCGCGUCCGACGUAACCGGCAGCACUGCUGCCGCCGCGUUCUCUGCCGCCGCCCCCUCUUCCCACGGAUGUGAUCUUCGUGGUGGGAAGCUAAGUUUUUAAACUACCCCAAUGGAUGCAGACAGUGAUGUUGCAUUGGACAUUCUAAUUACAAAUGUAGUCUGUGUUUUUAGAACAAGAUGCCAUUUGAACUUAAGGAAGAUUGCUUUGGAGGGAGCAAAUGUAAUUUAUAAGCGUGAUGUUGGAAAAGUAUUAAUGAAGCUUAGAAAACCUAGAAUUACAGCUACAAUUUGGUCCUCAGGAAAAAUUAUUUGCACUGGAGCAACAAGUGAAGAAGAAGCUAAAUUUGGUGCCAGACGUUUAGCCCGCAGUCUGCAGAAACUAGGUUUUCAGGUAAUAUUUACAGAUUUUAAGGUCGUUAACGUUUUGGCAGUGUGUAACAUGCCAUUUGAAAUCCGUUUGCCAGAAUUCACAAAGAACAAUAGACCUCAUGCCAGUUACGAACCUGAACUUCAUCCUGCUGUGUGCUAUCGGAUAAAAUCUCUAAGAGCUACAUUACAGAUUUUUUCAACAGGAAGUAUCACAGUAACAGGGCCCAACGUAAAGGCUGUUGCUACCGCUGUGGAGCAGAUUUACCCGUUUGUGUUUGAAAGCAGGAAAGAAAUUUUAUAAUUCAUCACGUAAUUGGUUAGAAUCCCUAACUGAGCACCUUUUAAAACCUGCUGCACAUUGGACUCAAAACAAAAGGAAAACUGGACCAACAGUAAUUGAGGAAAUAGACUCUUUUAUUCAUUCACAGCUACAGUGUAAGCUCCAGGCCCUUUGGAUUUUAUUUCAAACCUUGCUGUAAUAUAAAAAGGAAGUUUACAAGACAUGACAUUGCUGCUUUUACAAAAGGACAUUCUAUUUAUUUUCGCAGUAAUUCUCAUGUCCCCGUAAGCAGAGCUGUCACAGUGUGCACUACCUUAAAUUGUUUUGUUAUUGUCAUUAUUUCUUCCCAGUUUGAGCUAAUGUGUUUUAUUUGUGAAUAGUCUUUUACAUUUUUGUAUGCUGAAUAUGGGCACCAAAGAACCUGUAAAAGUUAUCUUUUUCAAUUGAAUGUGCACAAAUAAAAGUUUGGAAAAGAUCUCUCUUCA